This is a messenger RNA of Parnassius mnemosyne (clouded apollo), 720 nucleotides long. Lineage: Eukaryota; Metazoa; Arthropoda; Insecta; Lepidoptera; Papilionidae. The record is from the annotation of a GenBank genome assembly.
AUGGACCCAAGAAGAGAAUUCUUCGAUUUCAACCAAUUCUUGGGUAACGGCUCCCUAAAUGAAAUUCUAGAUAUUCUGUGCGAAGAUGAAGAAGGGUCUGGUAAAUGUCCGAUGCCAGAAUUAAUUUUUAUAGCCCCUCCUGAUCUAGCUAUUUUGACGGACGAGGAUUCAGAUGACGAAGAUAGUGGUGGAAGAGCCGAGAACUUGAAUGCUCGACAGUUAACAGCUGAUGCGGAGGUAAGGUUUGAGAAACGAUACCAAACGCACAGACACACUCUUCGUUUUGACGAUCUUUGUGGCAGAUGGUUGAGAACGUGGAUCCAUGGAAACUUAGAACCAUUUUUGGGAUCAUUUCCAGAGAUUGCAACUGACAUUGAUAGUCAAUCAGCCGUGGAUUUGUUUGAGCUUUUUAUUGAUGACGACAUUAUUGACAUGUUUAUCCUGCAAUCAAACCGCUAUGUCUUAUGGAAAAACUGCCCUGAUAUUAAGAUCACAGCUGCUGAAAUGCGAUGCUUUUUUGGAAUUUUCAUUUUGAGUGGGUAUUCGCCUAAUGCUAACAGACGGCUUUAUUGGAGCACGGAGAUAGAUAACCGCAAUGAGCUUAUUUGCAACUCUAUGCGGUGCAACAGAUUUGAGGAGAUAAUGCGAUUCAUGCAUUGUGUUGAUAAUAAUGAAUUAGAAUUGAAUGACAGAAUGUGGAAGUUGCACCAAGUCAUUUAG